AUGGGGAAAGUCUUCUACAUUAGCAGGCGAACUGGGAUUGUUGUGAUAGUAGCUGCAGCAGCGGUCAUUAUCAUCGCUCUGACAGUGGUCUACGCUCAGAAGUCCAGAAAUGAAGUGAAACCUGUAAAUGACACUGAAGUGUGGAAAAACUACAGGUUACCAACUUCUCUGGCUCCAGUGUAUUACAACGUGACCCUCUGGCCUCGACUUGUUAUGGACGCCAAUGGCAUGUAUAUUUUCACUGGACAUUCAGGAGCUGCCUUCACGUGCGUAAAUGAAACAGAUCUGAUCCUCAUUCAUUCCAACAAACUGAACUUUACUUUGACACGGGGUGGACACCAUGCAAUGCUGCGCGGGCUGAGUGGUGCUAAAGCUCCAGCCAUUAAGAAAACUUGGCUUGAAGUGGAAACCCAGUAUUUGGUGGUUCAGCUGAGCGAAAAGCUGCAGGUUGGAAGCACCUACUGGCUCUACACAGAAUUCCGAGGAGAGCUGGCUGACGACCUUCAUGGAUUUUACAGAAGUGAAUAUGUUGAGGAUGGAGUGAAGAAAGUGGUUGCCACAACUCAGAUGGAGCCCACUGAUGCCAGGAAAGCCUUCCCAUGCUUUGAUGAGCCGGCAAUGAAGGCCGUUUUCCACAUGACUCUCAUUCAUCCACUCGACACUGUGGCUCUAGCUAAUGGCAUGGAAACUGGCACAAAAACGACCACCUUGAACAAUCAACAGGUUUUACAGACGCAGUUUGAACCCACCGAAAAGAUGUCAACGUAUCUGUUAGCUUUUGUCGUCAGUGACUUUAUUUCCAUUAAAACUCCAGCAGAGGCCAAGGUUCUGAUUCGGAUCUAUGCCCGUAGAAAAGCCAUUGAAGCUGGACAGGGGGAAUAUGCCUUGAACAUCACUGGCCGCAUCCUAGAUUUCUUUCAGAACUACUAUAACUCAAAAUACCCACUGAGAAAAUCAGAUCAGAUCGCACUACCUGAUUUCAGUGCUGGAGCCAUGGAGAACUGGGGUCUGAUUACUUAUAGAGAAGCAGCUCUUCUGUAUGAUCCCAGCAUGUCCUCCAAUGGAGAUAAAGAGGCGGUGUCGACUGUGAUUUCUCACGAGCUUGCACACAUGUGGUUUGGAAAUCUUGUGACCAUGAAAUGGUGGAACGAUCUGUGGCUAAACGAAGGUUUUGCUACCUACGUCUCUUAUCUUGGGGUUAAUGAUGCUCAACCCACCUGGAAUAUGAAAGAUCUGAUGGUUCUGGAAGAGGUUCAUAAAGCAUUCGCAGUGGACGCUCUGCCAUAUUCUCACCCACUGUCUUCACGGGAAGAGGAGGUCAAUACACCUACACAAAUCAAUGCGCUCUUUAACUCCAUUACCUACAGCAAGGGGGCCGCCGUGUUAAGAAUGCUUUCAGGGUUCUUAUCUGAGCCAGUUUUUGUCUCAGGACUCAGUGCCUAUUUGAAGCAGUUUCCAUACGGCAACACAGUGUACAGUGACUUAUGGGGAAAACUCCAGGAAGUGGUCGACUCUGAUCCAGCAGUGAAACUUCCAGCCUCAGUGACUGAAAUCAUGAAUCGCUGGAUUCUCCAGAUGGGCUACCCAGUGGUCACCAUAGACACCCAAACAGGACGCAUAAGCCAGAAACACUUCCUGCUGGAUUCAGAAUCAGAGCCGGACAGACCAUCUGUAUACAAUUAUCAGUGGUUUGUGCCUAUUAAAUGGAUGAAGAGUGGCACUGCCAUGGGCCAGCACUGGCUGCUUGAGAAAACAGCCACUCAUGAGCCAAUGAGGACAAACAGUGAAUGGGUGCUGGCCAACGUGAAUGUGUCAGGAUUUUACAGGGUUAACUACGACUCCCAAAACUGGCAGCGUCUUAUCUCACAGUUAACUUCAGAUCAUUCGGUCAUACCUGUAAUCAACAGGGCUCAGAUUGUGGAUGAUGUGUUCAACCUAGCAAGGGCCAAGAUUAUCAACAUAACUGUGGCUCUGAGCGCCACCAGGUAUCUUUCUGAGGAGAGGGAGUACAUGCCGUGGGGGUCCACCAUCAAAAACCUUGAUUACUUCUUUCAGAUGUUUCAUCGAACUGAAGUCUACGGAGCAAUGGAGGAGUACCUGAGGGGUAAAGUUCAACCUCUGUUUAAUUACUUCAAGACCAUCACUGCAGACUGGACUGAGAUUCCGUCAAGUCACACUGACCAAUACAACCAGGUCAAUGCGAUCUCAUUUGGAUGCAGAACUGGAGUGGAAGGAUGUGUUAAUCUCACCAAAACGUGGUACCGCCAGUGGAUGGAGAAUCCAGAUAAAAACCCAAUUCACCCCAACCUGAAGAUGCCUGUGUACUGCAAUGCCAUCGCUGCUGGUGGUGUGGAGGAGUGGGAGUUUGGCUGGAAGAUGUACAAGAACAGCAGCAGUGCUACUGAAGCAGACAAACUUAUGUAUGCUUUGUCAUGCACCAAAACGCCCUGGCUUCUGAAAAGGUACCUGGAUUAUGCAUUUGAUCCAGACCUGAUACGGAAGCAGGACGCCCCUUUCGUCAUUGUGUAUAUUGCUAACAAUGUAGUCGGACAGUCAUUAGCCUGGGACUUCAUCAGGGAACAUGUUUUUGAAUAUGGAGGCAGCUCUCCCUUAUUUGGAAGACUUAUUCUUAGUGUAACCAACAGGUUCUCCACCGAAUUGGAACUGAACCAGUUACAGCAGUUCAAAAAAGAAACCGCCGCUGCUGGCUUUGGGUCAGUGCUGGGGCUGGAUCAGGCCAUAGAGACGACCAAAGCAAACAUGAAAUGGGUGGCUGAAAAUAAAGAGCAAGUGAUGAGGUGGCUAUCUGAAGAACUGGCCUGACACAGCUUUGGAGAGAAGGAUUUUCUCCCACAUCUGCCAACACUUUCUCCAUUUUCUCCCCAUGUUAUGGGCUCCUGUUCCAGGACUGCAAAGGCCCCUAUACAGCUUCCUCUACAUUCCUCUAUUUGAACUCCCUCUCCGGCAGCACUGUCAAGCAGCUCAGCAUGCUUGGAGGAGAGUGUUAAUGCCUCGGAUUGUCCAGCACAGAGCCGGUUAUUCCUAUAUGCAAACUGUGGGGCAGUUGAGGCAGCUGAAAGUUAAGUUGUUAGUUUUGCACAUUUAAAAGACAAUAAACAGCCAGCCCCCUCUAACCCAGCCCCCCUGAGAUCACAAGAGGAGUAUGCAAGCUAACUUUCUAACAUUGAGUGAUUCUAAAAUAGCUCUGUAAUCCAUAUGUAGUGCACUACGUAAGCCAUUAUAUUAAUUUCUAUGCUCCAAGUAGUGCAAGGUAUAUAAAAUACAGAGUUUAGGGUGAAACACAUGAAACACAACUCUGGUCACCUCAAUUGUAACAACAUCGGCUGUGUUUACAUGCAAAGAUUCUUGCCAAUCCAAUUGAAAACAUACAAAUAAUA
Messenger RNA from Pygocentrus nattereri (red-bellied piranha), 3398 nucleotides. RefSeq names its product aminopeptidase N-like. Lineage: Eukaryota; Metazoa; Chordata; Actinopteri; Characiformes; Serrasalmidae. Gene Ontology annotation, biological process: proteolysis; peptide catabolic process. The record is from RefSeq and is a predicted model, not a curated record. Gene Ontology annotation, molecular function: peptide binding; metalloaminopeptidase activity; zinc ion binding. The coding region runs from base 1 to 2823 and encodes 940 amino acids. The transcript is spliced from 20 exons. Gene Ontology annotation, cellular component: cytoplasm.